Molecule: messenger RNA, 2203 nt
Organism: Polyodon spathula (Mississippi paddlefish)
Lineage: Eukaryota; Metazoa; Chordata; Actinopteri; Acipenseriformes; Polyodontidae
Product: ubiquitin-associated domain-containing protein 2-like
Exons: 9
Coding region: 320-1237 (305 amino acids)
Cellular component (GO): membrane
Molecular function (GO): serine-type endopeptidase activity; protein binding
Source: RefSeq, a predicted model, not a curated record
AUUUAGUCAACAUGCUACUGUUGCAGUAUGUUGGCCUAUAAAGCAUUUUUUGCAAAUUAAUUAACGUUUAUUUAAUUUAGUUGGACUUACAGCCGACUGUCAUUCCCUCGUAUCAACAUUGCAAGUGUCAAGGCAAACAGACUCAUAAUUUCGCCAAUAACAUAAUUCAACGACUUUCAAAUAAAACAACACUUUGUUAAAAUACAGAUAACUCGACUGAAUUGAAAAUAAAGCCCCCUUUUCUAAAAGCCUGCUGAUCAUCCUAAGUGCCCUAGCCUUCUUGUUAGCAGUGCCAUUCUCAAAGUACAAGAGCCUUUUUAUGUACAACCUACAAACAAUCAAACAAGAAUUUCAGAUCUGGAGGUUAAUAUGCGGAAGGUUUAUUUGCCUGGACCUGACACAUGCAUUCUGUAGUAGCCUCCUUAUCUACAAUUUCAGGAUUUUUGAAAGACGAUACGGCAGCAGGAAAUUUGCAUCAUUCUUAUUGUGCUCUUGGGUUUUCUCUGCCUUGUUCGACACCCUGCUUGUUGAAGCUCUGCACUACGCAUGUGAUGUGAAAGUGGAUGUCCUACCAUCGGGGCUUUUGGCUCCUGUUUUUGCUUUGUUUGUGCCGUUCUACUGCUCCAUUCCAAGGGUUCAGGUGACUCAGGUCCUUGGGCAGUUCACAAUCACCAACAAGUCCUUAGUCUACUUGGUGGGUCUUCAGCUUUUAACAUCAAGCUCUUUCAUGUGGAUCAUUGCCCUUAGUGGACUGACUUCUGGCAUGCUUUACCACAAGAAUGUUUUUAAAACGCAAAAUGUUAUAUUCAUCCCCGACUGGGUUGCCCGAUGUGGCUCUUACACCCUUGAGCCUCUCUUCUCCAUCGAUGAGCCGACCCUCGAGUCUGCUGUUGGAAUGGGAGCCACACUGGACAUCCAGCGGCAACAGAGAAUGGACCGGCUGGAUCAACAGCUGCUGCUUUCACAGCUCCCACACAUGAGGAGGAACACACAGCAGCAGGGAGGUCAAAUCAACUGGAACAGGUUUUUCCCCUCUCUGCGUCAGAGGUGGAACGCUAACCAUCAAGCUGAUCCACGGCUGGCCCAAAACACUCCUGCCAAUCCCCUCCAAGAAGUGUCAGAAGAGCAGGUGGCUAGACUUAUGGAGAUGGGCUUUUCCAGGGUGGAUGCUUUAGAAGCACUAAGAGCUUCAAAUAAUGACAUUAAUAUGGCUACUAACUUUCUACUACAGCACUGAGAGCUGUUUCACAAAUGUGGUCAACGUGGUCACACAGUGAGAGAAGGAAUAACGUCACAUACCAAGUGGGUAUUUUGAAGUUCCUUUAUAAAACACUGCUAGUUUGCAUUUUUAUUUCUUUGAAAUGGGCGCUAAACAACCGGAAAUUACUGUGUGGUUUCAGAAGGGCAGUAACAGGAUGGAUAGUUGAUGAUUGCAAGAUCAUAUUUAAUUGUUAAGUAUACGCAUUAAAAAGUAUAGAUGAUAUUCUAUUGCAUGUUUAAUUGAAGGAGUUUUUUAAAACAUAUAUAUAAAAAAGAAUCUGGCAAGUUCUUAUAAAUUACUAGGAGUCUCAAAAUGAAUGCACUUGUGCUGGUAAAGGGUUUAUCAUGUCAAAUACAGUGAACUUGGUAUUUGCUUUAUAAUCCCUAAUUACUGAAUUGGUGUUUAACUUUGCAGUCUGAUGAACAUAACCUUUAGUGAGUAGAGGUGCUACUUUUAAUUUUACUUUAUAUAUACUGUAAUGAUGACUAAUCGUACCUUUUAAUAUUAAAUAUAAACAAGAAUAUACUGUGUUUGCAUGAACACAUUGUAUUUGUAUAUGUCUACCGGUACUUUAAUUUGUCGGAAAAACAAAACAGAUCCCAUGGUAAUAAUGGUGAUCAAGCCAUUAAAAUAAUAUCUCAUUUUUCUCAUCAGCAUUCACUUCAAGUUAUGAAGUUGCACCAGAAAAUGUUCCAACCCUACAGUUUGUUUUCAUAGAACACCACCUGUGUUAUUAGAUUUGUUCAUGAAUGUUCUUGCACACCACAAUAUAAAGCACACAAAUGGAAUGUAUGAAUACAGUAUAUGGCAAAUGGUCUGUCACUCACUUGCAAGGUUUGGUUAAUUAAAAAGUAAGCAGUUGUUUUUGUAAGUCCCCUUUUGUAAGUUAAGCACUUUCCUGCAAAUGAUUUUAAAGUCUUUAAUAAAGCCUACCUCACCGAC